Mizuhopecten yessoensis (Yesso scallop) is the source of this 2517-nucleotide messenger RNA. RefSeq names its product ceramide kinase-like. The record is from RefSeq and is a predicted model, not a curated record. The transcript is spliced from 12 exons. The coding region runs from base 117 to 1568 and encodes 483 amino acids. Lineage: Eukaryota; Metazoa; Mollusca; Bivalvia; Pectinida; Pectinidae. Gene Ontology annotation, molecular function: kinase activity.
AUAAAUUAUCUGAUGGAGAAUAUGCUUAGUUAGAUAGGUCAGAUUGUUGACGAGUCGUCACAGAUUUACACUGCCGUACAUGUCAGUGACCUCAGUGAUCUACAGCAGAACAAACAAUGCCAAAUGUUCUGUCUGUUGAUGGUGAGGUAGCAGAUUGUACUGUCAACGAACGAGAGCUACGGAUUACUACCCUGGGUCGAGAGCAGAAAGAAACUACCGCAACACUAGACGACGUCAUAAGAAUAGAGACGAAUGCCAUUGAGCUGAAUGCCUCCACUGACCAAUCAAAAUCUACAAAACCAAAAUGGCUGUGUAAGGUACACUACAUCACACGGAAGAAGUUGAUAUGGAAACAGGCCACAUUGUGUAUAACUGGACAGGUGUUGGAGUGUCAGCAAUUCGUCUCAGAUCUACAGUUACACUUCCAGAAAGUGUAUGACCAGCGACCUAAACGUCUCUUGGUGCUAGUAAACCCAACAAGUGGCGGCAGAUAUGGACAUAGCAACUGGAGGAAAGUACUACCUUUGUUUGAACUCGCACACAUUACCUGUGACGUCAAAGUAUCGGAAAGAGAAAAACACAUGGAGGAGAUAGUAACAGAGUACGACUUAUCUACCGUGGAUGGCAUAGUUGUUUUUGGCGGAGAUGGGUCCGUUUCUGAGGUGCUCAAUAGGGUUCUCAGGAUAACAAAUGACAAGGCAGGGCUCAACUACAAUGAGAUGGAUGGUCCCUUUACUGCUAAUACCAUACCUAUCGGUACGAUACCCUCUGGUACAGGGAACGGCAUGGCAGCCGGUUUAUAUGGAAAUCACGACAUCGUCACAGCAGCUCUACACAUUAUUAAAGGGAACACCCGAAUGCUUCCCCUAAUGGCGGAGUACAGCAGUAACGAGUUGUUAGGGUAUUCCUCGGCGGUAACUGCCUACGGCCUCUUUACAGACAUGAUGUACUACACCGACCAGAAACGCUGGAUGGGGAGAGCGCGUUAUGCAAUAAUGCCCCUGUACAUUCUAUUGUGGAAAACGCAAAGACUCUUUAACGCUGAAAUAACAAUCAGGACCAGGCAAAAGAAACAAGCUGACGACGAAGAAGAAACUGAAGUGGAAGAAAAGCUUGAUGGAGAGUUCACUACUGUAGGAUUCUUCCCUGGACAGGUGUUUGGAUUAACAACUGGACAAAUGGUCGCUUUGAUAUAUCGACAGACUCCCAGAUUAGAUUUUUUGCGAAUGAUAUCUUAUCAAUUUACACAGCAGCUUCCAAGGGAAGAGGAUUUUCCUACAGUUACAAUACGUCAACCUUCAAGUCUCAGGAUAAAGGUUAAUCCAAAGGAUUUAGGGGACGAGAAUUGCCUUAAUUACAUGAUGCACAUUGACGGAGAAAUACACACCAUGAAAGAGGCCGAUGUGACAAUUAAGUUACUUAGUAACGCAUGCAAGGUUUACUCGUCGAUGUACACAGACACAGAUUCACAGGCUCAUAUAACAGGAGAUUCAGCAAAUACGUCUGCAUCAGUGUCGCCCCCCGACAAGAAAAUGGCGACGGACAACGAGGAGUUGAAGAACGCAUAGCUGUCAACAGGUCCAUUGUGAAAAUUGAAACUACUUCACACAGAAUAUGAAAUUAUAUGCAUAUGUGACUUUGAGAUGACAACACAAAUCUGUGUAUACAUAAAGAAGGUGACCAAGUGGUUAAGGCGUCUGACAUCCUGUUACCACUAGCCCGCCAUGUAUUGGCGGUAGGUCGGUGGUUUUUCUCCGGAAACUCGGGCUUUCCUCCACCACCAAAACCUGGCACGUCCUUAAAGGACCAUAGCUGUUAAUAUGACGUAAAACACAAACAAACCAAACCAAACUAACGAAGUUAUCAAACGAGUGAUGAUUGAUUAUAUAUCUCUUUUCUAAUGGAAACAUUUCCAUGUACUUAGUAAAACCAAUGAGAUAUACAAUACCUAAGCUUGCUAAUUGAAUAUUUCAAUCAAUUAUAAUCAGGCGUCUGGAGUUGGAUAAUUUGUUUUUAAAAGCAAAUAAAGACAGUAUGACGUCACGCCGCGUAAGCUUUAUUCAAACUGUGAAAUUAUAAAAAAAAUAUAUACCACGGACUAGAAUGAUCACAGUGGCUCCAAUUCGAUAUGGACAAAAUGUAUUUUACUACGACAUGUCAUUGGUACCAGAAUUUUAGACACGCAACUCUUUUAUUUAACGCUACAAUUUAUGUCUUUAUGUAGUGUUAUGCAAACACUUAAAUAAACGGUGGUGAAAAUUGCUAAUACAAGGUAAAGUAUCAUACUCCAGCUUAACAGCAUCUUCUUAUUAGUCAAAUUUAACACUGAAAGUGAUCUCAUCUUUUGCUGUGAUCAAUUAUUUCUUAUAAAAAAGGGUUUAACAUGCCAAGAACGAAAUGCAUGUCAUUAGUCACACACAUGUAUCUGUGACUAUUUCUUGUGUGAUAAAUCAUACAGAUGUUGUUAAAGUCAUAUCAUUUAACGUGGAAAACUAAAUAAAACAUUUGGAACAUGGG